Daktulosphaira vitifoliae (grape phylloxera) is the source of this 943-nucleotide messenger RNA. RefSeq lists its product as uncharacterized. NCBI's taxonomy places the organism in Eukaryota, Metazoa, Arthropoda, Insecta, Hemiptera, Phylloxeridae. The transcript has a single exon. The record is from RefSeq and is a predicted model, not a curated record. Bases 44 to 898 code for a protein of 284 amino acids. Gene Ontology annotation, molecular function: structural molecule activity.
ACCAGGAGCUACAAGAAAAUACACUACGGUCGCUUCUAAUUCCAUGGAACCGCAAUCCGUAUCGGACUCAGCACCUAACACGUAUUCCAAACAACACGACGCAUGGUAUUCCAGUACUAAUAGUCCGCACGACACUUUGCCGUGCAGUUUUAUGAAUUUACCUACAGUGUUGCAAAAUUAUUUCACUCUAUACACCGAUACAGAUAAUCAAGCGGGUUAUCAGUGGCCUCGUUUGAACAGGCAUAUAAAUAAAUUUGAUUUGAACGCUGCUGUAGGUACACAAAUUGUACAUUACGAAUAUAGCCCAAAAAUGAGUCUAUUGAGUAAACCUGUCAACAGCCAUCAGACCUACUAUUGGCCGGACACCAGUAAUAGUAAUUACAAUCAAUGUCAACAGGCUGAUUAUUUUUGUCCCAGUGGUUCUGCCAUUACAAAAUUUAAAAGAGGCAAAUAUUGUUCUACAAAUAUAACUCAACAAGCAAUGGACAUUACGUCCGUACACGAAAGCUCAAAAAGUUGGUCUUACGUGAAUUCUGGUCGACAUAUAUCCUUAAUAGAACUAUCGCAUGUACUCGUUAAAAAAAAUUCACAUUACACACCUUCUGAGGCACAACCAUCCUUACACGUGGGUGUUUAUCCUGUACCCAGAGUUACAGCAAAAGACAAUAUCGUUGUUCCUACAAAAUUUUUAGAUAUCGAAGCGUACUAUACGGUGGAAACGACUUGUAUAGUUAAAUUCGGCUAUCCUACAGUAAUGGCACAUUUCAAAGAUUGUAACGUAAAUAUUGAAAAAGAAAUAUUCACUAUGGCCGUAGCGGCUGGUGUGGCAGAAGCGGACGGUAAUUAUUCUACCUGUUACGGUAAGCAUUCUUUGAAAACAGUGGAUGCGGAAAACUAAUAUCGGCGGCCGUUUUCCAAACUGUCAGAGAAAAUUUGGCCGCCA